AUGACUCUUCAUUUGAACCCACCCUUCCGCGCGGACCACAUCGGUUCUUUGAAGCGUCCCGCGUCGUUACUGCAGAAACGGCGCGAGUAUGACGAGAAGAAGAUAUCACUUGAGGAGUUGGUAGCUGAGGAAGACAAAUCUAUCGACGCCAUUGUUCGUAUGCAAAACGAGGUCGGGAUCAAGUCUGUCACGGAUGGCGAAUUUCGAAGGCAUAUGUUCUACGACGGAGUCUUCGACAACUUGGAGGGAAUGAGAUACGUUUCUGAUGUUCCACUUGAAUGGUUCAUGGAUUAUGUACCCGAUACCUUUGCCUUCAAGCAACACUCAUUCAAGAACGCUGCGUCGUAUUUGUGUGAGGGCAAGCUACGCCGUACAAAACCAUUUUAUAAAUCCCAGUUCGAAUACCUGAAGAAGAUCACUCCGCCUGAGGAACACAAGAAUAUCAAGCUCACCAUGUGUGCCCCUGAGUGGUUCCACCUCCGACACGGAGAACAUGCCUAUCCGAAAGAUGUUUACGCGAAUGAUGAUGGGUACUUCGCGGAUAUCGCUGUGGCCUACCAAGAAGAGAUCAAAGAGUUAUACUCACUUGGAUGCCGCAAUAUUCAAUUCGACGACCCUCUCCUUGCUUACUUCUGCGCUGAAUCUAUGAUCACUGGCAUGGAUGAGGUCGGCAUCGACCAUGAGAAACUGCUUAGCACGUACAUCAAGGCAUAUCAGGCGUGUCUCCAUGGCAGACCAGCAGACAUGAACGUCGGUCUGCAUCUUUGCAGAGGAAAUUUCAGGGAUGGCAGACAUUUCAGCGAGGGCGGGUACGAUAGGAUUGCUGUUAGGCUAUUCACCGAGAUUCCUGUCGACUGCUAUUAUCUUGAAUACGACACCGAUCGAGCAGGCACAUUCGAGCCACUCAAGUACCUUCCGAAAGAAAAAGUCGUGGUCCUUGGUCUCGUCACGUCCAAAUUUCCCAAGCUCGAAGACAAGGAGGAGCUCAAGGCCCGCGUUCACGCUGCUGCAACUGUAAUCGCAAAUGGUGUUGAACCACGCUCCCAAGAGGAGGCUCUCAAUCAAAUUUGCAUCUCACCACAGUGCGGCUUCGCGUCUCACGCCGACGGAAAUCCGGUCACCGAAGCUGACGUGGUCAAGAAGCUGUCACUGCUGGUGCAAACGGCGAAGGAGAUAUGGUCGGACGCAUGA
Molecule: messenger RNA, 1191 nt
Organism: Stereum hirsutum FP-91666 SS1
Lineage: Eukaryota; Fungi; Basidiomycota; Agaricomycetes; Russulales; Stereaceae
Product: UROD/MetE-like protein
Exons: 12
Coding region: 1-1191 (396 amino acids)
Molecular function (GO): zinc ion binding; 5-methyltetrahydropteroyltriglutamate-homocysteine S-methyltransferase activity
Source: RefSeq, a predicted model, not a curated record